UUUUUUUAUCUUUCAAAAAUUUAAAAAAAUCGCCGAAAUCAAAACACUUUUAAUUCGCCGUUUAUUUUAACAAAUUCGCCAGUUUUUCUCUCUCCUUCUUCCUUCUCUGUAAUUUUUGAAGUCGAAGAGAGAGAAACCAACAAACAAACAAACCUUCGAAACCCUAGCUAUGGCGGAACAACUUUUUGCUUCUUCGCUCGCACAUUGUUAACCAUUCUCUCGCAGAAUUCGAUUCAUUUUGCGUCGAUUUCUUCAAUUAAACUUGGCAAUGGCGGAUGCUGCAUUUUCGACGGUUUUCUUCUCAGCUAGGGUUUCGACCUCAUUACGAUCGCAGAUUUCUCGCGAUCCUACAUAAGAUUAAUUAGGCGAUCUUUUUAAUUUCGUAAUUCAUUAUUGUUUUUUUUCUCGUUGAUUUUUUUUGUUUUCGUUUUUUUGGGUGGAGGAGAGAGAAAAGGCGAUAAUGGCGGGGUGUGAGAGAUUAAGGAGGUGUUUGAGAACGUUGUUCUUCAUGUUAGCAAUGAUGGCGUCGUUGUUGGUGCAAUGUCUGCCAUUGUUGGUCGCCAUUGGAGAUGUUUUGGUGCCUUGUGCUUUGGUUUCUAGCUUCACUUGUGUUAGAUGUUACGGGUUUAAACAACACCUCAAAAGAUACGCUUUCAAGAGUUCUUUGAUUGAUAUUCCUCUUGUUUCUGUCCUCAGAUCUCUCCUUAUUACCUGUGUAUAUUCUCUCUCUGAUACUCCUGCUCUUUCUCAUGGACCAUAUCUUGGAAGUGUGACAUUAUGUUCUUUUACUUCGACUCUUCUUCUGUCAAUUAAGGCUUGUGUUUUCUCUGCGAAUUCUCAAAUGGAAGCUGAAGCAUCACAUUCUAUUUCAAGGCGUAUUCUCCAUUUGAAGAAGUCUUGGGGAAUGCCUGUCUUGUUUUUGUCGUCCAUAGUUUUUGCUCUAGGUCAUAUGGUGAUUGCCUAUCGAAUUAGUUGCAAGGCGAGGAGGAAACUCCUAUUUCAUCGCGUUGAUCCAGAGACGGUUCUGUCUUGCAAGAGUUUGCUAUCUGCCUAUCAGAAGAUGCCACGGUCUCCUGUUCCCUCCACAGCAAAGACCACCCCUAAAAGUGACAGUGAGAUAAGGAAGAAACCUUAUGGUCUGGCUCGUUAUGAGGGUGCCUUGCCUGUCAGAUUACUUGCUGACAUUGACAGUUUAUUCACAACUUGCCAAGGGUUUACACUCCAUUACAAGAUUAGCAUGCCUAGUUCUCCUCCACGUUCCCUAUCGUCCACAACCUUUGUUGAACCCAAUAGAAGCUGUACACCUCAGCUGGGUAUGAAUCGAGUUAAUGUAGACCGACCAUUAAAUGCUCUAUCUAAAACCCAACAUAACCUUUCCAGAAGCUUUAGUAAUCAUUUCCAUUCAUCUUCUUUGUAUGACCCAUUGCUAGAAAGUUUAGCAUGCUCUGCUGUUUCAGCUGAUGAGAUCCCUCCUCUGAGCCUUGAUUCCAUGGAUGACAAGGAUGAAAUCGGUGAUUUAAGCCCUUUAAAACUGGAUUCAGAUUUACGGGCAUCUGGAGAGUGCGGUAUUGUCCUAGUCCAUGGAUUUGGUGGUGGAGUUUUCUCAUGGAGGCAUGUGAUGGGGACGUUAGCACGUCAAGUUGGUCGCACUGUUGCAGCAUUUGACCGGCCUGGAUGGGGUUUAACCCCUAGGUUACAAAGGAAGGAUUGGGAAGAAAAACAAUUGCCAAACCCUUACAGACUUGAUACUCAGGUGGACCUACUUCUGUCCUUCUGUUCAGAAAUGGGGUUUUCUUCAGUGAUACUUGUUGGCCAUGAUGAUGGUGGAUUGCUCGCAUUGAGGGCAGCAGAAAAAAUGAAAAUGUCUGGGAAUUCCGCAUAUGUUGCAAUCACAGCAGUGGUGCUGCUGAAUGUAGAUCUCUCCAGAGAUGCCGUUCCUUCCUUUGCAAGGAUACUUCUGCGUACUUCAUUGGGGAAGAAACAUUUGGUCCAGCCUCUGCUCCGUACAGAAAUUACACAAGUGGUUAAUCGUCGUGCAUGGUAUGAUGCUACCAAGUUGACAACAGAAGUCUUAAAUCUAUACAAGGCGCCUCUCUGUGUAGAAGGCUGGGAUGAGGCUCUCCAUGAGAUUGGUAAGCUUUCUGGUGAAACAAUUCUAUCGUCUGAAAAAGCAGCGACACUAGUGAAAGCUGUUCAAGAUUUGCCUAUAUUGACCGUCACUGGAGCUGAAGAUGCACUUGUUUCUAUAAGAUCUGCCCAAACUAUGGCUUCCAAAUUUGUAGAUUCUAGACUAGUUGCUAUAUCAGGAUGCGGCCAUCUUCCACAUGAGGAAUGCCCUAAGGCUUUGCUUGCAGCUGUGUGCCCGUUUAUUUGUCGAGUUCUAUGCGAUUUUGAAGUGUAGUUGUGUAGGUCAAGUAGAGUGAUUUUUUAUCACCUAGUGAGCUGGCUUUCGAGGGUCAUUCUGUUUCCUCGUUGAAACACGGAGAAGAAAUCAUAGUGUUCCUCUUCCCUCAAUGGUAGUUUCGGUUAGCUGGAACUUCACUUCAAACUCCAAGAAGUUGCAGGUGAGUUCCAUGUAAAUUCCCUUCUUAAGUUUAGUUACUCUAAUUUAGAAGGUUUCUUGUCAAUACGUAGAUCUUGUUGUUGGCUGCCAAAGGGUUAGACAAUGACAUAAUUUGUAUACAUCAUUUUACAAUCUACGUGUUGGUCACUGUUUUGUACCUUCAACAAUCGAUGAGUUGAAAGAAAAAUUUUAUUCAUCCCUGUAUUUGAAUAUAAUGCAUUAGUGGUAGAAUCCGAAAGAGAAA
Molecule: messenger RNA, 2807 nt
Organism: Beta vulgaris subsp. vulgaris (sugar beet)
Lineage: Eukaryota; Viridiplantae; Streptophyta; Magnoliopsida; Caryophyllales; Amaranthaceae
Exons: 7
Coding region: 461-2401 (646 amino acids)
Source: RefSeq, a predicted model, not a curated record